CUCUGCCUUGCCUCCUCCUCCUCUGGGCGCCUCGAGCACCAGAACUCCCCCGAGCACCACUGCAGACUCUGCCUUCCUGCCAUCGAGCUCCCGAGCAAGUGGCUGUGUGAGCAGUGUGGAGCCCCGGCAGCUCAGCUCUAUCUCCAUCACAGUGCCUGACCAAACAAUUCUUCUAUUCGUGGAGAGAGAGAGAAGAGAGAAGAGAGAGAUAUAUAGAGAGAGAGAGAAUUUGCAUUUGCAUGAUAGAUCGGGUUGGGAAGGUGGGUGUCGAAACAGCAACUGGAUCUGCAUACUGCGCAUUCUGUUUUACGAGGAUGCACAUGCUUGAAUACCGCGCGCGUUAUCGUGUCGGGUUGAGGAGGUGCUGCGGGGUGGCACUAUUGUCGUCGUUGGCUUAGACGGGGGCGGCGCAGGAGGGGUAAGGGGUUCGCUCUUUCGAGAGUUGCGCUCACGACGCGAGUGGAUCUUGCUCGCAGAAGAAGAGAAGCGUGAGCUGCUGCAGCAGCGAUUGCUGCGUAUUGCUGCACCCUGGAGAGGUUCUGUGGCUGAGCAGUGAGCGUCGGGAAAGCGUGGGGAGUCGAGGCAUUCCGCAGGUGUUUGCACAUUGGGGGUACGAGGUCUCGCCGGUUGUGCAUUGUGGGAGAUAAUUAACAAUGUCGAAGACGAAUAUGAAUAAUAGUGUCAGUGUGGGUAUAGCGGUGCAGGCGGAUUGGGACAACCGGCACUUCUCCAACUCCUUGUCUCUCAAUGUCCGCCGUCUCUUUGAGUUUCUGCUUCAGUUCGAGACUGCAACCAAGAGUAAACUCGCGACUCUAAAUGAAAAGUUGACUGUUCUUGAGCGUCAGCUUGAGUAUUUGGAGGCUCAGUUUAGUACUGCGAAUUCGGGCCAGUACUAACCCCCCACCCAUUGAGCGAUGGGCUGGGGGAUAAUGUUUCUCACAACUUGCUUCACAAAGGGAGGCUUCAAUCUCUGGAGAGCAGUUUCGAAAUGUACAAAUUGCUGGGGCUUAUGUACAAGUUACGUUUCUGGGUUUCCUUCAAGAUUGUUUCGUACAUCGCAGCUAACAUCACCGCUUCUGUGCUGAGUACGACAUUGCGGCUUCGUGUGUAGUGCGUGGGCAAAAUCUGCAUUCAGCGUACUUAUACUCAAGUUGCUGAAAUUCUAACCCUCCGCACGCAGACAGCGAGAAUAGGAAAUUCACAAGCUGCUUGCGCAGAAGUUUUAAAGAGAGCUGUCUGCGGGCUGACAAUACAGGAGGUUUACUGAGGCAGAUGAGUGGAUGUUUAGCUACUUUCAACCUUCGUACUCAUUACUCCUCUUCGUAGGGCAGAGAAAAGCGGUUGCAUGUUUCUAUUGUAGUAGCACUUUGUACAAUUCAAAGAGAUGGAACGUAACCAGAGUUUAAGGCUCCCUGUAUGAUAGUCAGGAAAACUCGUAUGAACCAUGAAGUGAGCAAUUUCGUCAUGAACUUCAUUCCUUUGAGGUGAACAUUAUUGUUAUGAACUUCAGCAGCAUUGUGCUGUUCGGAUCAAAGCUCACGGAUGUAAUUCGAGCACUGUUGUGCCACGUUUUUCUCAAUAAAUGCAGUUCAUUUUUAGGU
Marchantia polymorpha subsp. ruderalis is the source of this 1601-nucleotide messenger RNA. The record is from the annotation of a GenBank genome assembly. Lineage: Eukaryota; Viridiplantae; Streptophyta; Marchantiopsida; Marchantiales; Marchantiaceae.